This is a messenger RNA of Nicotiana attenuata, 1922 nucleotides long. Its product is annotated as aldehyde dehydrogenase family 3 member F1. Gene Ontology annotation, molecular function: aldehyde dehydrogenase (NAD+) activity. NCBI's taxonomy places the organism in Eukaryota, Viridiplantae, Streptophyta, Magnoliopsida, Solanales, Solanaceae. The transcript has 10 exons. Bases 132 to 1598 code for a protein of 488 amino acids. Gene Ontology annotation, biological process: aldehyde metabolic process. Gene Ontology annotation, cellular component: cytoplasm. The record is from RefSeq and is a predicted model, not a curated record.
GAAGACCAGAGGGCAACAGCAAAGCAAAAUUAGUGGAGAAAGGACAGAUGCUGCAUGUGGGAGUUCCUUAAUAAAAACUGAUCGAAUUGGGGAAAAAAGAGUUGUUUGUACGUUUGAGUAAAUUUGAAGAAAUGGAUAGAGUCGAAGAAAUGUUAGGUGAAGUGAGAACAACAUUCAAGGGAGGAAGAACAAGAGGGGUUGAAUGGAGGAAAGCUCAGCUUCAAGCCCUUCUCAAACUCCUUGCUGAAAAUGAAGAUAAAAUUUUCGAAGCACUCAGACAGGAUCUUGGAAAGCAUCCUGUUGAAGCUUACCGUGAUGAAGUUGGGGUGGUGAAGAAAUCAGCUACCAAUGCUUUCCGCAGUGUUGAGAAGUGGAUGGCCCCUCAAAAGGGCCGGAUACCAUUAGUUUUCUUUCCUGCAAGAGGGGCAGUAGUAUCAGAGCCACUUGGAGUAGUACUCAUAUUUGCAUCCUGGAAUUUUCCCAUCUCCCUAGCAUUAGACCCAGUGAUUGGAGCAAUUUCGGCUGGAAACGCAGUUGUCCUCAAACCUUCAGAUGUAGCACCAAAAUGCUCCUCUUUUCUAGCCAAUACAAUACCUCUUUACUUGGAUCCAGAAGCUAUUAAAGUUGUCGAAGGUGGAAAAGACAUAUCAGAACAGCUAUUGCAGCUAAAAUGGGAUAAGAUAUUUUUUACAGGUAGUCCACAAGUUGCGCGCCUCAUAAUGUCAGCAGCUGCGAAGCACUUAACACCUGUAACUCUAGAACUGGGUGGAAAAUGUCCGACCAUCCUUGACACUCUAUCAAAUUCCUCCGAUUUACAGGUGGCUGUCAAAAGGAUAGCGGGUGGCAAGUGGGGACCAUGCAACGGACAAGCAUGCAUAGGAAUCGAUUAUGUGCUCGUGGAAACACAAUUUGCUUCAGUUCUGAUCGAACUAUUGAAGAAGUUCAUCAAGAAAUUUUAUGGUGAAAACCUGAAAACUUUGGAAAAUCUCGCCAGAAUCGUGAACAAACACCACUUCAAAAGAGUACAUAACCUUCUGAAAGAUCCGAAUGUUGCAGCAACCGUUGUUUAUGGAGGCUCAGUAGAUGAGGAAAAUAUGGUUAUUGAGCCAACAAUCUUGUUGAAUCCUCCCUUGGAUGCUGAGAUCAUGACUGAAGAAAUAUUUGGCCCGUUGCUUCCGAUCAUCACACUGAAUAAUAUUGAAGAAAGCAUUCAGUUCAUAAACUCGAGGCCAAAACCUCUCGCAAUAUAUGCAUUUACCAAGAAUGAUUCGUUAAAGGAGAAGAUCUUGCAGGAAACAUCUUCUGGAAGUCUGACUUUCAAUGAUGCUAUAGUUCAGUUUUUAGCUGACACAUUACCAUUCGGAGGCGUUGGUCAGAGUGGGUUCGGACGUUACCAUGGGAAGUUCUCUUUUGAUACAUUCAGUCAUGAAAAAGCAGUUUUACAUAGGAGCUUCUUAAUUGAGUUGGAACCAAGGUAUCCUCCAUGGAAUGAUUUCAAGAUGGACUUUGUCAGAUUGGCUUACGAUUUUGACUAUGUUGGUCUUGUCCUACUCUUGCUGGGGUUGAGAGGAUUAUUCAGAAGAAACCCAAGGCAGUAGAAGAUGAAAUCUUCUCAGUCAAAUAAGGGUAAUCCAUCAAACAAAGUGCCUUAACCAAUCAUAAAGAAAAGCUAAAAUGUUGUCACUUGCUUACCCCUAUGGGAAGUUGGUUUUUAAAACUAAUUUACAAUUUUCCUUUGUUUUCCAGAAAUCUAUUGAAGUGGUUUUAUUUGCCUCUCUACUUGCCUAUCAAGCAUAUAAUAGACAUAAGUAAAUUAAGUGAUUGUUCAGUAAACAAUGAUAUAGGCUUUUGAAUUGCUUUCGCUCUUUAUUUUUUUGGCUAAGACAAACUACUAAAGCAAUUUACAGUAAAGUUACCUACUA